UCUUUCUCAAGUCAGCUUGACGUUGCAUGUUCCCUUAGUACCUGACUGUCAAUUAGGAGUAAAGGAUUAACUGUUUUCUUCUGUAGAAGCCAUUUCAAAUAGACUCACCAUAUGAGAGGAUGGCCCCGGCCUUGGCAAGAUCUGCUCCAGGUGAGCUCAACCAUUGGUGGAGCCAGUUUAGGUUCCGCCUCCAGAACAGGAAGGGGUGGAAAGAGAUGCUGGAUGAAACUUUUUUGCUGCAGAACAAAAGGACGAAUGGCGUCCCUCUCUUUUUUGCCGCCAAAGAGAACAGUGCAGGUUGCAUUAAGAAACUUCUGGACUGUGCAUCCACUAACAUCUUUGAGAGAGGGGCUCUGGGGGAGACCGCGCUGCAUGUGGCAGUUAUGAAUGAUAACAUGGAAGCUGCUUUAGCUCUGAUGGACGGAGCACCUGAACUCAUCAAUGAGCCCAUGACCUCUGACCUCUUCCUUGGCAUGACACCUCUCCACAUUGCCGUGGUGAAUCAGAACUUUAACCUAGUCCGCAGUCUGAUUGGUAAAGGGGCGGAUGUGGCCACGCCCAGAGUCACAGGCCUGUACUUCAGGAAGAGAAGAGGAGGGCUGCUCUACUAUGGUGAGCACAUCCUGGCAUUUGCGGCCUGUGUGGGGAAUCAGGACAUCAUCUCCAUGGUGAUCAACGCAGGAGCCAGCACCAGGGCCCAGGACUCCAUUGGUAACACAGUGCUCCACAUCCUGGUCCUGCAGCCCAAUAAGACUAUAGCAUGCCUGGUGUUGGAUCUGCUGUUGGCACGUGACAUUGAGCUGGACCAGGCUGUGCCACUAGACAUGGUGCCCAACUACCAUGGCUUAACACCCUUCAAACUGGCUGCCAAGGAGGGCAACCUUGUGGCCUUCCAGCACCUGGUCAAUCGGAGGCGAAUCAACCAGUGGAACCUGGGACCCUUGACCUCUAACCUCUAUGACCUCACAGAGAUCGACUCCUUGGUUGCCGACGACGACUGCUCUGUGCUUGAGCUCAUCGUGGGCAGCAAGAGGAGAGAGGCAAAGAGGAUACUGGAAGUGACUCCUGUUAGGCAAUUGGUCAGUCUCAAGUGGAACCUCUAUGGAAAACAUUACUUUAGGUUGUUGCUGCUGCUGUACCUCCUGUACAUUGGGACCUUCACACUGUGUUGUGUGUAUCGCCCCCUAAAGGACGCUCCAGAGAAUUACACUGUAUCUGACAUGGACAAAACCAUCCGCGUGCAGAAAACUCUGAAGGAGAGUUAUGUGACCUAUGGGGACAACUUGCGUCUGGCAGGAGAGAUGAUCAGUGUCCUGGGUGCCCUGGUUAUUCUGCUACUGGAGGUCCCAGAUAUGCUGAGAGUAGGGGCCAAGCAUUACUUUGGACAAACGGCCCUGGGGGGGCCCUUCCAUGUCAUUCUUAUUGCCUAUGCGUUCCUGGUGGUGCUGCUGUGUGUGUUCAGGGUCAGUGGGGUGCAGGGGGAAACAGUUGUCAUGGCUGUGUGUCUGGUGCUGGGCUGGAGCAAUGUUAUGUUCUUCGCCCGAGGCUUUCAGAUGCUGGGGCCUUACGUCAUCAUGAUACAGAAGAUUAUAUUUGGAGACCUGACCAAGUUCAUGUGGCUGAGCUUCAUCGUGCUCAUAGGGUUUUCCACCCCCCUGUGGGUGGUGUAUAUGACUCAGGACCCAGACUCUCUACCUGCGUACCGCUCCUUCCCCAUCACGCUGUUCUCCCAGUUUGAGCUGAGUGUGGGUCUGAUAGACCUGCCAGUGGACCACACCAUCACAACGCCCCCUAUUGUCCAUGUGCUGCACUGCACCUUCUCUGUGGUCUCCUACGUAUUGCUGCUCAACCUGCUCACAGCCAUGAUGAGUGAUACACAAUGGAGAGUUGCCCAGGAGAGGGACGAGCUCUGGAGGACACAGGUGGUGGCCACUACCCUGAUGUUGGAGAGAAGGUUGCCCCGCUGCCUGUGGCCCCGGCUGGGGGUGUGUGGACUGCUCUACGGCCUGGGGGAGCGGUGGUACCUCCGGGUUGAGGAUCGCAACGACCCACUGGUGCAAAAGAUGCGUCGCUACGUGCAAGCCUUCUCUAAGGAUGAGGACCAGAGCAAGGAGCGGGAGGAGAUGGAGAACACUGACAUGUCAAAAGGACCUGGAAGCCCUCUGAUCAGACCCAAACACAGGGGUGGGAUAGAUGGAUACAGGAAGUCCCUGGCACGCUGGCAGAUGAUUCGCCACAGCGCUCUGGGUUUAGAUGUGGAACAGGAAGAGCCUGAGGAUGACCAGGAAGUAAGAUAGAGCUGAGGUUUAAGACAACAAAACAGAUCGUUAUGUUGUUAUUAUAUAGUAUACG
Oncorhynchus mykiss (rainbow trout) is the source of this 2352-nucleotide messenger RNA. RefSeq names its product epithelial calcium channel (gene ecac). Gene Ontology annotation, molecular function: calcium channel activity; protein binding. Gene Ontology annotation, biological process: calcium ion import across plasma membrane. Gene Ontology annotation, cellular component: plasma membrane. Lineage: Eukaryota; Metazoa; Chordata; Actinopteri; Salmoniformes; Salmonidae. The record is from RefSeq and is marked provisional.